This is a messenger RNA of Vanessa tameamea, 1825 nucleotides long. Its product is annotated as facilitated trehalose transporter Tret1-2 homolog. Gene Ontology annotation, biological process: transmembrane transport. The transcript is spliced from 3 exons. Gene Ontology annotation, cellular component: membrane. Gene Ontology annotation, molecular function: transmembrane transporter activity. Lineage: Eukaryota; Metazoa; Arthropoda; Insecta; Lepidoptera; Nymphalidae. The record is from RefSeq and is a predicted model, not a curated record. The coding region runs from base 164 to 1669 and encodes 501 amino acids.
UUGGCACUCAGCCAUAAAGGUUCAGUAUUGCGGUAAAACGAGAGAAAAUCUUAUCGAUAUAUUCCGUAUCAAUCGAUAAAACACUCAAAACGUUCGUAAAAUGAUACCUAAUAGUUGUGAAGCAAACAUAGAAGGGAUGUGUUGAUUUUGUGCAAUUUUUAAAAUGGAUAAACCGUCAUGGAUAACCCCAUUCAAAAAACAGUGUUUCGUGACGGUGGGGGUGUCUUUAAACAUGGCGACGCAUGGGCUGGUGAUGGGAUUUGCGGCCAUAUUGCUACCGCAGCUGCGACUUCCCGGGUCUUUGAUACCGAUUGACGAUAUUUCUGGAUCAUGGAUAGCUUCAAUCCUGGGUUUUGCUUUAGUGGCUGGUAACUUCAUAGUGCCCACAAUUAUGGCUAAAUACGGAAGAAGAACUGCUAACUUGGCCAGCAUAGCACCCAUGAUUAUCGGCUGGUUCUGUAUCAUAACAGCCAGUAACAUUACUGCUCUUCUAAUAGCAAGAUUUCUUCAAGGCCUCGCAAUGGGUAUGAGCGCAUCCCUUGGGCCUGUUUUAAUCGGAGAGUAUACAAGCCCAAAAAGUAGAGGAGCAUUUUUGACGUUUAUUUCAUUAUCGAUUGCAACGGGAGUUCUUUUUGUCCAUACCCUCGGUUCUUUCUUCUCUUGGCAAGUUACAGCUCUAAUCAUUGCUUUCGUAGUUUUCGGUGAUCUCCUAAUUGUAAUAUAUUCCCCUGAAUCGCCAAGUUGGUUGGCUGAUCAAGGCAGAUAUGACGAAUGCAGAAAAGUAUUCAGAUGGCUCAGAGGAGACAGUGAAGAUGAUGAAUUGGAAAAAAUGAUAGAAGCGAGCAAAGUAAUAAGGGAAGCCAAAGCGGCAACGGAAAUAUCGCAAUCAUUUUCUAAGAAUUUAAAAAGAAACAUAGCCUAUGUUAACAUAACGAUAAGAAAGAAGGAGUUUUACAAGCCGAUCUUUAUAAUGAUCCACAUUUACACGUUGGGCCAAUGGGCUGGAGCCAACAUUUUAGCUGCAUACACAAUAGAUAUCUUCAACCACGUAAUUGGAACUGAAGCCAAUAUUUCCCUAAUGGUAAUUACGUUGGAUAUCCAGAGAAUCAUCUCGAAUACGUUUGCCGUUUAUGUUAUUAAGAAAGUUAAGCGGCGAACGAUGCUUUUUGCAACGGUAGGAAUUAAUAUAUUUGCCUUCCUUGCUACGGCUGCCUAUACUUAUUUUAAAGGUCACGAUAUGCUACCAUUCGACCAUCCCGCCAUUGGGAUAGCAUUAAUUCACAUCCACAUGUUUUCGAUAGCAACUGGUACGGUACCGCUCCCAUUUAUAAUUGCUGGGGAAGUUUUUCCAUUAGAGUAUAGAAGUUUGGCUGGCGGUUUAAGUGUCCUUUUCCUGUCAACAAAUCUUUUCAUAACUGUUAAAACGGUGCCAUAUUUGUUCAAAAACGCCGGAAUUCACGGCGCUUAUGUCUUAUACGCAGUAGUCGUGGGAUACUGUACGGUGAUAGCGUGGUGGUUUCUACCAGAAACUAAGGAUAGAACUUUGCAAGAGAUCGAAGACGAAUUCAGGGGGAAACCGCUAUCUCCUGAGGAACUUAAAUCGACUCAAUCUUUGACAUCGUUUAAGCAUUUCAAUACGGACCGACGGUGUAGUAGUCCUGUUAUAUAAUAUUUCCAGACAAUUAGUCAUACUUUUCGGACCGAUGACGACAAAAUUUUAAUACGAACUGCAUAUGGCUGGUCGCAAUGUGAAUUCGUCUGCAUAGAUAUAAGUAACGAUAAGCAACAUAUUAAGACUGUAAAUAAAUAUUGAUAAGUUAUCUGU